AUGGAGAUCGCACUGGUGACUCUGGAGAACGGCGGCACCACGGCCAUCGCGGGCGGCGAAGAUGCCACGGCCGGCGGCAGUGCCCGGGCUCGGCGGAGGGGCAACUUGCUGCACAUCUCCAGCCCAGCCGCUGCCGCUCCACGGCUGAACGACGGCAAGGAGGGUGCCCCGCCGCUGCCGCCGCUGGAGGACGAGGAGCGGCCCCCGCCGGCCCCUCGGGGAGGCGGCGAGAGGCCCCGCAGCGGCAGCGCGGGCAGCCCCAACGAGCGGGCGGCGGAGCGCGGAGCGGCCACUACGCACCAACCGCAGCCGCCACCGCAGCCGCCGCCGCGCCGCGGUGCGGGGAUGGAGAUGGGCCCUUCGGAGGAAGGGGGGCACCGCCAGGGCAUGGCCAUGGCGGCGGCGGGCGAGGAGGAGGAGGAGGAGGCGGCGGUGGCGAACCAGGGCGCCAUGCACCACCAGCGGGUGCUGAUCAACAUCUCGGGGCUGCGCUUCGAGACCCAGCUCGGCACCCUCAACCAGUUCCCCCACACACUGCUGGGGGACCCGGACAAGCGCAUGCGUUACUUCGACCCGCUCCGCAACGAGUACUUCUUCGACCGCAACCGGCCCAGCUUCGACGGGAUCCUCUACUUUUAUCAGUCCGGGGGCAAGCUCCGUCGGCCCGUCAAUGUCUCCAUCGAUGUCUUUGCUGAUGAGAUCCGCUUCUACCAGUUGGGUGAGGAGGCCAUGGAGCGCUUCCGGGAGGACGAGGGCUUCAUCAAAGAGGAGGAAAAGCCCCUGCCCCACAAUGAGUUCCAGCGACAGGUCUGGCUCAUCUUUGAGUACCCUGAGAGCUCCAGCUCAGCCCGGGCAAUUGCCAUUGUCUCCGUGCUGGUCAUCCUCAUCUCCAUCAUCACCUUCUGUCUGGAGACCCUGCCAGAAUUCAGGGAUGAAAGAGAGAUGCCUGUGCCCCAGCCCACACAAAGUGGAGGCUUGAAUGGCACGACUGUGGAACCCCAACCGAUGCAGCCACCCAGUAGUCUUUCUGACCCCUUCUUCAUCAUCGAGACCACAUGUGUUAUCUGGUUCACCUUUGAGCUCCUUGUCCGCUUCUUCGCGUGCCCCAGCAAGUCCGAGUUCUCCCGCAACAUCAUGAACAUCAUCGACAUCGUGGCCAUCAUCCCCUACUUCAUCACCCUGGGAACUGAGCUGGCCCAGCAGCAGCAGCCUGGGACUGGUAGCAGCAAUGGGGGUGGAGGCCAGCAGCAAGCCAUGUCCCUCGCCAUCCUCAGAGUAAUCCGCUUGGUCAGAGUGUUCAGGAUCUUCAAGCUCUCCAGGCACUCCAAGGGGCUGCAGAUCUUGGGACAGACCUUGAAAGCGAGCAUGAGAGAACUAGGCCUCCUCAUCUUUUUCCUUUUCAUCGGGGUGAUCCUCUUCUCCAGUGCUGUGUACUUUGCUGAAGCUGAUGACCCCGAGUCUCAUUUCUCCAGCAUCCCUGAUGCCUUCUGGUGGGCAGUGGUAACCAUGACCACUGUGGGAUAUGGGGACAUGCGACCUGUCACCGUGGGGGGCAAGAUUGUGGGUUCCUUGUGUGCCAUUGCGGGUGUGCUCACCAUUGCCCUGCCUGUCCCUGUCAUUGUGUCCAACUUCAAUUACUUCUAUCACCGAGAGACUGAUCAUGAGCAAGCUGUUCUCAAAGAUGAACACAGUAGUGCUCAGGGCAGUACAGCGGGGGGAGAUGUGAAGAGAAGAGCCAGUAGAAACUCUCUGAACAAAUCUGUUGUGCACUUGGAAAACAAUGAGGGGUUCAACAAUGGUACAGGCUCCUUAGAGAAAACUAAUAUCAAAGCAAAGAGUAAUGUAGAUCUCAGAAAAUCCCUCUAUGCUCUCUGUCUGGACACCAACAGGGAAACAGACCUGUAAGGAGAGAGUUAGUUCAGAGAUGCAGAAGUAUUUGCUGGUGUCAGAAACUUACUACUAUAAUUAUUCUUUUGGUACCAGUUAGUUUUCUUAACUCAGGCUAUAUUUUGUAAAUUGAUCACUGUCCUGAGUAGUCCUCCAGGAAUACAUGUUUUUAUGUUCUUUUUCCAUGACACAAAGGGUCACCUAUUUUUAAAAUAGACUAAGAAUAAGCUACGCUCCAUGAUGCAGGAGUUGGUAAAUUACAACAGUGCAAAAUCUGAUUUGUAGAAACUUAUUUUGGCAAGUGGCGGUUGUUUUUAAAUGGGUCAUUUGUAACCAAUUCAGUUGCUCCUUGUUUAGUAUUGAGUUGGAGGA
Molecule: messenger RNA, 2259 nt
Organism: Melopsittacus undulatus (budgerigar)
Lineage: Eukaryota; Metazoa; Chordata; Aves; Psittaciformes; Psittaculidae
Product: potassium voltage-gated channel subfamily A member 5
Exons: 1
Coding region: 1-1905 (634 amino acids)
Biological process (GO): potassium ion transmembrane transport; protein homooligomerization
Cellular component (GO): membrane; intercalated disc; voltage-gated potassium channel complex
Molecular function (GO): protein binding; delayed rectifier potassium channel activity
Source: RefSeq, a predicted model, not a curated record